AGAUCGUGCGCGUGUGUUACUAUUAUUUCAAACGUUUUUGAGCACAUCACCAGCCUUCGAACACCUGACAGGUAGCGGCAUAAACGUGGAGAUCAAAAUUGGGACAUGAUAGGUUUCGAGUGACCGGUGACCCGCGCCUGAAUAAAAAAAAGCAUGCGGUUGCCGCGCUUUUGAAAAUGACAUGUCACUGACACAGAGUAAAAAUGGCGCAUAAACUAAAGAACAAUCACUACGUGGCGACGCACCGGUCGGGUGUGGACUCGCCCUCGUCUGGAGCCUACUUGCACAGAGCGUCUUCAAGGGAUGAAAAUGACAGCCACCGCGCGCCUUCGGAGAGAACUUUAUCUGAAUAUACGACGAUGGACGAGCGAACUCGCUCACCAUCAGACCGCACUGGCAGACGCCACGCGAACGGUUCGCCUCGCGCGGACUCCGCGUCUGAUGUCUAUGUCACAAGCGCGGCUUACAGACCGCCCUCUGAAAUCAGUCGUCAGUCGCGCGCCCCCCGCAGCGUGUACUCGUACCGGAGCGCGGUGGCGCCAUCUGUCGCUUCCACACAUCGCUCCAAAGUGUCUAGGAAGGCUGGUGUAAAAGUAGACGCGAUGGCUGCCCCCAACCCGUUCUGCCCCAACGUGAAAGGCAUGUGCUGCCUCAUGUUGCUCCUCAAUUUGGGGCUUAUAUUGGUCACACUGGGCUUUGUUAUAGUACUACAGUUCUAUGAGCCGCUGUUUGUUUGGAUCUUGGGUAUAAUCUUCCUUAUAUUCGGUUUCAUCACACUCGUGGGCAGUCUCAUAUACUGCGUGGUUCUGUGCAGAGAGAACCCUUACCCGCGCUACCCGGACGACUUCUACUGGACACACCAUUGGUCUAAAACCAUCGGCCCUUCAGAAAUACACUACAGCGCCAGCGAAAAGCCAUACAGACAAAAUGGCCACAGUGUCACAAGCGAUAGAUAUAAUAAAUAUAACGGCAAAUAUUCCGACCGAGAAAGCGCCAAAGGAUACUCCGACAGAGAAAGCAAAUUAAGCAGGUACUAGUAUCCGAACGAACUGUCAUUUAUGGUGCGAUUUCUUAUCUGUGCAACAGAUGAUGUCAGCUUUACAUUUUGUAGGUUAUGUUUUAUUAAUGUAUUGAAAUUUUAAUUGUAAUUAUAGUUAGUAUUGUACUUGAACAUCAUGAAUGUAAAUAAUAAUACUAAGAUAUCGAAAUGCCAUAUUAAUAUUAUUUAUAAAUGCGUAAUGUUGAACGAUAUUGACAAUAAUUUUGGCGUAAUAUAACAUAGAGUAUGAAUAUAAUUAAACCAUUAUAUUAAAUGUUUCUAAUAAAUAUAUUUGUACAAAAA
Molecule: messenger RNA, 1342 nt
Organism: Colias croceus (clouded yellow)
Lineage: Eukaryota; Metazoa; Arthropoda; Insecta; Lepidoptera; Pieridae
Exons: 7
Coding region: 204-1037 (277 amino acids)
Source: RefSeq, a predicted model, not a curated record